This is a messenger RNA of Schistosoma rodhaini, 459 nucleotides long. NCBI's taxonomy places the organism in Eukaryota, Metazoa, Platyhelminthes, Trematoda, Strigeidida, Schistosomatidae. The record is from the annotation of a GenBank genome assembly.
AUGAUAAUCAGAUUUCUACUGUACUGUUUGUUGUUAUCUAUCAAACUACAAUUACAUAUUGUAAAUUUGCAUCCAACAAUUCUUGCAGACGGGAAUAUAAUUCAUCAUAGAACUAAACGAUGGGCCUUUUAUGAAAUACAUAAAUGUGGUCGUAUUAAAGGAUAUAGUUGUUUAGAACAUCGUCACUGUUAUGAGCGUUAUCUGCGUCGUGAUAUGGUUUGCUUUGAAGUUUAUCCUUGUUUAAGUUCGUGUAUAUUUAUUGCUCAGCUUCACGAUGCUGAAAAAUUAAAUGAACAAAUUAAAAAAUUAUUAUUAGACGGUAUACCAGUCAAUAAUCAUAACGAUCCAAUUAAUUAUGUACGAGAACAAACGGCAAAAUUAUUGAAGGAAUUAAAUUUAACUCUACCAUCGCAUAAUCAAUCAGAAGUCUCAGCGCCGUCAUCAGCAUCAUUAGUAUGA